CGCCUACAUCUUUAAAACGUCAACACAGCGCCAAACUACAGGCUCCUUAACAAGAAAAUGAACGCCUGUGUCGAGGAGCCGCAAUGGAGGAAAGUUCAUUCCGUUACCGGGGUGGUACCGCGCUCCAGACACGGACACCGUGCAGUUGCAAUCCGGGAACUGAUUAUUGUAUUUGGUGGUGGAAACGAGGGGAUAGCGGAAGACCUUCAUGUUUACAACACUGUCUCCAAGCAGUGGUUUCUUCCUGCUGUGAGGGGUGACAUCCCUCCUGGCUGCGCUGCCCAUGGCUUUGCCUGUGAAGGCACCCGAGUAUUAGUAUUUGGUGGUAUGGUUGAGUAUGGGAAAUACACCAACAGCCUUUAUGAACUUCAGGCCAGCCGCUGGCUGUGGAAGAAGCUGAAGCCAAGGGCACCUAGAAACGGCUUGCCCCCAUGCCCUCGGAUUGGACACAGUUUUACUCUUGUGGGUAAUAAGUGUUACCUGUUUGGAGGGCUGGCCAAUGACAGUGAGGAUCCCAAUGGCAAUGUGCCAAGGUACCUGGAUGACUUUUAUGAGUUGGAGUUGCAGGCAGUGUCAGGGGUGAGAGGCUGGAACAUCCCUGAGACAAAGGGUGGUUGUCCUUCUGCUAGAGAGUCUCAUACCUGUGUUGGCUACACUGGCCUUGGUUCCCCGAAGCUUUACAUCUUUGGAGGGAUGCAAGGAUACCGGUUAAAUGAUAUCUGGCAGCUUGAUCUUGACUUGAUGGUUUGGUCGACACCUGAAACAAGAGGUCCCACUCCACUUCCCAGAAGUCUUCACUCUGCUAAUAUGAUAGGGAAUAAGAUGUAUGUUUUUGGUGGCUGGAUCCCUGUUCCAGAGUCAGACAAACAUGUUUCCUCAGAAGCCGAAUGGAUCUGCACAAACUCAUUAAGUGCACUCAACUUUGACACCAUGUGGUGGGAAAGCCUUGACCCAGAGCAGCAGGAUGAUGUUGAGUCCCAGCUGCAGAGCCAGGGUCCUCACAGCGACGACCUGUAUGCCUGCAGGCCCAGAGCCAGGGCCGGCCAUUGUUCUACCGCUGUCGGCUCCAGGCUUUACAUCUGGAGCGGCCGUGACGGAUACCGCAAGAGCUGGAAUUACCAGGUGUGCUGCAAGGACCUCUGGUACCUGGAGACAGAUCUACCAGCUUCCCCAGAGCCAGUGAUGCUCAUUAAAUCCACUGUCAGCAUGCUGCAUGUUGCAUGGCGCCCCCUGGCUGCUGCAGACUGCUACAUCCUUCAAAUCCAGCCUGUGUUUCCUCCCGGGCCUGCUGGCCACAGUCCACUCGCCAAACCAGUCGAGCCAACCGGAGCAGAUGGGCAGAGUGGGAAAAACAAAUAUCCUGCAGGCAUCCAGUCCCUCCAGCCUAAAAAUGAAGGAAAUACGGGUCAAGAAGAAAAAGCAUCAACUCAGAAUAAUUUAGUGCAGCAGGAUAAGUCAGUUGAGGCCUCAAAUGGAUUAGAAGAAACUCAAGCGAAGGCAGAAAGAGAAGUGAAGGACUCAGACUCCAAACGCUGCACUGCUGGACAGGAGCCAUCAGCAGCAGAAAACAGCAGCUCAGCAGACAAACAAUCUGCUUCCACUGACAAAGCAGGAGAUUUGUACACUCACCCAGAUCAGGUUCAGGGGACCCCAGAUGAAGCAGUGUGGUUUGAUGUUGGUGUGUUCAAAACACUCUUCUGUGAGGUCAACUGCUUUUUUUUACCUGCUGAAAGCGACCAGGUAACGUCAACAGUCGGUGGUAGACCCACAAAUAAUAAAGAGAAGAAGCUACCUGGGCCUCAGGACUAUCAGGGGCGGGAGAAGAAGGAGCUGACUCCAGGUCAGACCUACAGGUUCAGAGUUGCAGGCAUCAACUGCUUUGGCCAGGGAGAUUUUAGCCCAAUCAGCGAGUUCAAGACAUGCCAACCCGGCUUUCCUGGAGCGCCCUCUGCUGUCAAGAUAACCAAGGCCAAUGAUUCUGUCCAAAUCAACUGGGAGGCUCCCACAUCGCCAUCAGGUCGGAUCCUGGAGUAUUCCAUGUAUCUGGCGGUAAGGAAGAGCCGCUCCUCAAGCUCGGAGCGGCCAGGUCAAAUGGCUUUCAUCCGGAUAUAUCGCGGCACCAAGACAUUCUGCUCCGUCAGCUCCACCAACUUGGAAAACGCCCACAUCGACAGCUCCUCAUCCAACCGGCCAGCCAUCGUCUUCAGAAUUGCUGCAAAGAACGAGCAAGGCUACGGCCCCGCAACACAGAUCCGCUGGAUUCAAGAUCCAAUUAAAUUGCGGGCACCUGCCUGCGGUGCUGAGGCGGACCAGGAUGCUGCAGACAGCUCCAGCUGAGAUGGUCCAGACCACGUCGUUGAAGAAAAUUGUUCUCUCAGGAAGUUGGCAAUGUAGGCCGCUCAAAAGUUGUACAUUUCCUAGACAGUUUUCUUAAUUUAUUUUUAUGUAUUUAAUUAUUAAUCUGUAAAUAGAGUCACAUGUUCACAGGAUGUCCUUACCAUGUGGCUGUUUCAUUUCAAAUGUUUUGUUCAGUAAUGAAAUGUAAAAUGGAGGCCAUUAAUCAAUAGAGAUUUAAUCCCUGACUAUUUUUAAAUGAUUGAAGAUGCUUUAGUGUGUAAUUCAGCAGCCACUAAUUCUUUAUAAGUCGGCAACACAGACAUGAAGAAAUGUUCCAUGGGUGGAGCAGGUUGUAAAAAGACUUUAUCACAUAGUCCUUUUUUUAAAGCUGUAAUAUGAAAUAUGUAACUACAUGGCAGAUGACUGAAUUUUUCUACAAAUGUAUGACCCAGUUCUAGUUAAAGACCUUUUAUGUUUUGUUUGUUCUUGCCAUUGUACAUAGCUGCAUGGUACUCCAAGCAUCUUUAUUUUUUGCAUGUUUGCAUCACUUGUUUUGUUUUCACUUAACUGCAUUUGGAACUGACAGAAUCAGAUUGUCUGACAGCUUCAUAUACUGGAGACUGAGACAUUUUCCUUUGCUGCCACUGUUUGCAUGGAGGAGCUUGUUAUGUAAUUAUAAAGAAUUCAUUGAUGUUGUAAUUACAUAAGACGGUAGAUUUUAUCAACACCUUCAGCCAUAGAGGACCUGCAAGCAUUCAUUUAUUUCCACAUACCAGGGCUGAAUAUUAAACAGAUUUUUAAUUAUUUUAAUUUUUCAUUAUUAGAGCCAGGCAAUCCAGAAAACUCUUAGAAAAAUAAGAGGAUGAGAAAUGUCCUGGUUUUCUAAAACGCUGUGAGAAAAUAUAUGAAAUUAGGUAGUUUUGGGAAAGUCGAAGCUAAGUGUCUAACUUCUGGUGUUGCUCCACUUUUCCAGACAGCUCCCUCCUCUUAUGCUCAAUCUGACUUGUCAGUUUGGAAACUUUCACAUUGCUUCUUCAACUGUUGCAGCUCAUGUUACAGCUGAACAUUUAUACUCGAAUACAAGUAAAAAAAAUUAGACCUCAGGCCGGGGAGAAGAAAAACAUGGUGUUGUCCCGUUAAAUAUCUAAACUGGAUAAUGAUAGAAUAAAAUCACUUUGGUUUUAUGUUACAUUUCUUACCAAAAGAUGUAAAAACAAAGUUAAAGCAACAAUGUCACAAAUAUUGCUGUUGUGUGCUUAUUUAGGACUGUUAUAUGGAUCAAGACAUUUUUAUUUCUCAUCUUUCAUCUAUCCCAGAGCUUCAUUUUUAUUUUUACUAUUGUUAAUUUUUUUUUUUUUUUUUUUUGUCUUUUAAGUUGAGCGUUUAUCUACAUCUGAGAGUUUAAUGGGUCAGCUGUUAGUUUUUCAAAGAGAAUAUUGUAUCCCUUUACCGUCUGGUUAAACUGCAGACUGAUCUUUAAAAAUCUUUAACAAUCCCUGUGGGAAAAUUUUGGUUGCAGCAGCACUGACGCUAAAGACUUUAGGCGAAGUGGAUUACUUUCAAACUGAAAACAAUAUUUAAUAUGUCAGAUUUUCAACACUGCUUGUAUUUUACUUGUGUAAAAGAAACAGACAAUAUUCUAAGUAAGAGAUAUCCAACUGAUGUGAAAUUCUCUUUAUGGUCAAAUAAGGUGGUAAAUGGGGACCAGCAGAGAGACAUGACAUGUUUUUUCAAAGCAGACACCAAAGAAAGUGCUGAAUUUGAAAUGACAAUCAUUAAUGGUAGUGUUUCUGGAUCUUUAGAUAUAUUGAAGCUGAAUUUAUUGUCACUGUGUUUGAUGCUUUGGUCAUUAAUGGAGAUGAGCCUCUGUGUGCAAGCACGACUGUUGUGAACAUUUUUAAUGUACUAUUGGAAGAAUACAGUGCGAUUGAGCUCAGUUUCUUCACAGACCUCACAGAGAUUAGGUUGGUCCCUCAUGUUUUGUUUGUACCAUCUCAGCUGAUGUGCAAAUGAAAUAAUGUUUAGGUGAAUAUAUGUAAACUGUCUUUACAUUUAUCUAUUUUUUUAAGGCGGCUAUUAUUUGCAAUGAAAAGAACUGGUUAAACACGUUGAGACCCUUUAACUUAUGAUGCAUUUAUUAUAUAAUCAUUUUGUUGCAUCCCUAAAUAAAUAUUUGAACACUAA
This is a messenger RNA of Melanotaenia boesemani (Boeseman's rainbowfish), 4521 nucleotides long. It is a transcript of the gene hcfc2, whose product is annotated as host cell factor C2. Gene Ontology annotation, cellular component: histone methyltransferase complex. NCBI's taxonomy places the organism in Eukaryota, Metazoa, Chordata, Actinopteri, Atheriniformes, Melanotaeniidae. Bases 58 to 2337 code for a protein of 759 amino acids. Gene Ontology annotation, biological process: chromatin remodeling; regulation of DNA-templated transcription. Gene Ontology annotation, molecular function: transcription coactivator activity; protein binding. The record is from RefSeq and is a predicted model, not a curated record. The transcript is spliced from 17 exons.